AUGAAAAAUCUCUCAAUCAUCCUACUUGUUCUUAGCCUCUCCAUGAUCGUUGGCCAUGUACACGGCGCCGGAGUGAGGAUCGCGAACGAACUCAGAUUCAAGAAACUGCUAAAGAUGGAGUGUCAUUCCAAAGACGACAAGAUAGGUCCAAAAAUCUUGAAACCUGGAGAGCAUUUUCGAUUCCUUUUCGGCGCUGACUUUUUUGGGAGGACACGUUUCAACUGUAGGUUGAGUCAAGGGCCUAAUUUCAGACACCACCAGAGCUUCGUAGCGUUUAAACAGCACGUUCACACGGAUUUAGGAGGCGUCUGGGAUUGGAGAGCCAGAGAAGACGGUAUCUAUUUCAAGAAAGAGGGCGGGUUGCAUAUUAAGAAGCCGACCCUAAUGCGCAAAGAGUAUUCUUGGAUACCUUGA
Microthlaspi erraticum is the source of this 414-nucleotide messenger RNA. The record is from the annotation of a GenBank genome assembly. NCBI's taxonomy places the organism in Eukaryota, Viridiplantae, Streptophyta, Magnoliopsida, Brassicales, Brassicaceae.